GCGGCCGCGCAGGGGGAGGGAACGGGGCUGGCGCCGGUCGCGAGUAUUGUUCGUCUCUGCGUGCGCCGCCUCCGCCCCUACCCUGCGCCGGAGAACUGGCCGGGCCGGGUGCCCGGAGAGGGCAUAGGGGUUGGAGAGACGAGCGGGCCCACUUCUUUCCUGCAAGUGACGGACUCCCCGCGGCGCCCGGCCCCGCGCACAGCGGGUGAGCGGCGACGGGAGGCGCCAUGGCCGACAGGGCGAGAGCGGCGCUGUCGGAGUCGGGUUGGUAUCUUUCAGAUGAAGGAAUCGAAACUUGCAUAAAUUCAUCCGAAAAAGUCAAUACGAAUGACAUUAUCCUAGUUGCACUUAAUACAGAUUUAAGAACGAUUGGCAAGAAAUUCCUCCCCAGUGACAUCAAUGGUGGAAAGGUGGAAAAGCUGGAAGGGCCAUGUGUUCUGCAAAUACAGAAAAUACGCAAUGUUUCUGCACCAAAGGAUAAUGAGGAAUCUCAGGCUGCACCCAGAAUGUUACGUUUACAGAUGACCGAUGGACAUACAAGCUGCACAGCUAUAGAAUACAAUAGCAUGUCAAAAAUAAGCUUGAACACUCCACCUGGAACAAAAAUUAAACUUUCUGGAAUUAUUGAAGUAAGAAAUGGAUUCUUGCUCCUGGAUGAUAGUAACACUGCAGUUCUUGGAGGUGAAGUGGAGCAUCUUAUAGAAAAGUGGGAAUUGCAAAGGAGUUUAGCAAAACACAGUAGGAGUAAUAUUGGAACAGAAGGUGGCCCUCCCCCUUUUUUGCCUUUUGGGCAGAAAUGUGCAUCUCACAUGCAAGUGGAUAGCAGAGAGCUUGAUCGCAGAAAGACUCUGCAAAUGACAAACACUGCAAAACCUGUUGCUGACAACGAUGAAUUUGAAAAACAAAGAACAGCUGCCAUCGCAGAAGUAGCGAAGAGCAAGGAGACCAAGACAUUCGGAGGAGGUGGUGGUAACAGCAGAAGUAAUCUUAGUGUAAGUGCUGGAGGGAAUCGAAACAGGGAACUUUUCCAGAAAGAGAAGAUAACAAAACCUGAGGGAAAAAAUGAAGGUGUCUACAGAGAACUGGUUGAUGAAAAGGCUCUAAAACACAUAACUGAGAUGGGCUUCAGUAAAGAAGCAGCAAGACAGGCACUUAUGGAUAACAGUAACAACCUAGAGGCAGCAUUAAAUUUUCUUCUGAACAGCAGUAAACAAAAGCCCCUUCAGGGACCACCACCUAGAGGUAAAGGAAAGGGCCGAGGCCGAGUAAGACCUGAAGAUGAGGAAGAGCUAGGAAAUACCAGACCGUCUGCACCAAGCACACUGUUUGAUUUCUUAGAAUCCAAAAUGGGUACUUUAACUGUAGAGGAACCAAAAUUACAAUUUCAACCACCACAUCAAGUACAGCCCAAAGUUAUGAAUACAGAACAGAAUGGCAUCAAAGAAAAUCAUUCAAGGCAUAUUUCUCGUAAUGACAUGAGACAACCAAGGAAUGAGAAGCCCCCUCGUUUUCAAAGAGAUAUUCAGAAUUCAAGGCAGGCUUUGGAAAGUGGGGGAUUACCAAGAAACAGAGGUCCUGAAAGGCACAACUCUUUAGAACAUUGGACAGAGGACAAAAUUAAAAGUGACAGACAUUAUCCUAGAAAUGAUAGGCCAAAGGAUUUGGGUUAUCCCAUAGCUACUCACCAGAGUGAUAUUUCCUUUAAAAAAAGGGAUAACAAUAUACAAAACAGAAUAGGAAAAGGGGUGUCUUUCACAGAAUUCAAGGAGAACUCUGCUGUUCAAGAUACUACAGACAAUAAUAACCAGAAACGUGGGAAAAGGGAAAAUCAAAUACACAAUUCUGAAAAUUUUUGUGAUAGGAAAGCACGAACAAUAAGUAAUGAAACCUUUAUGGUAAAAAGUGAGCAACAUUUUGGUGUGAAUAAUGAUUUCCAAAACCCUGGUAGAACUGAUCAUUUUAAUUCUGUACCGAAUGGAGAUACAGAACAUCAUCAAAAAGGAAGACGAGUAGGGCCUAUCAAAUUGUCAGGACCUACUGUGAUUCCAUCUUAUGAUGACAAGAUUUUGUAUUACAACGCUGCACCCAAAAGGAGAUCUGGGCCCAUCAAACCAGAGAAAAUAAUAGAACCAUCAAUUCAUGCAGAGUAUGGAAAAACCUGGAGACCUGGGGAUGAAUGUUUUGCUCUUUAUUGGGAAGACAACAAGUUCUACCGGGCAGAAGUUGAAGCUCUCCAUUCUUCUGGAAUGACUGCAGUUGUUAAGUUCUCUGACUAUGGAAAUUAUGAAGAGGUGCUUCUCAGCAACAUCAGGCCGAUUCAUGCAGACACCUGGGAGGAUGAAGAAGAAACAUAUGAGCAAACUCUAGAAUUCCGCAGAGGAGGUGAUGGUCAACCAAGGCGGUCCACACGACCUACUCAACAAUUUUAUCAGCCCCCAAGAGCUAGAAACUGAUUAAUAAGAAUUAAAUGUGAUCUUCUUGGGUUGAAGGAAAAUUCACUGGCAGCUCCAACUUGAUGAAGACUUCUAGAAGAACUUCUGGCUUUUUCCAAGCAACAGGAUGAGACAAAAAAAAAGCUUAUAUAAGCAGAACAAAUUUGAACUUGAUACCACAGGAGACUUUUUUAAAUUCUUAGUUAAAUGAAGCUGAAUACUUUUUACAUAUGAAAGAAGCAAAUUGUCUUUGCUGCCACCAAUAAAACCACAGUGCACUAUUCUAUUCUUUGCCUUGCAUUCUUUUUACCGAGCAUACAUUUUUUUAGUUAACACAACUACUUGUGUGUUUAAUUUGUAUUCAUUCUGAAUUGAUUUUUGUUCUAAUCCUGUCUAUUCAAGUAGAUGUAAAUGUCCUAUUUCUCAGAAGCAAGCAGGAUUGGGCUUCAAGUUGAGGCUUUAGGCUAGCAUUAGUGCAACGUUUCAGUUUUUCAGCUCAUUGUUAAGUGAAGUUCUGAAUAGCAAUUGACUUUUUUUUCUAUUUUUCUUUUUCAAAGUUGCUAAAGGCCAAAAUUAACAAAUUUGCCUUUUAUUUUUUAUUAUGAGCUAUGACUAGAACAUUGAAAGGGAGAAAAAACUCAGUUUCAAAAGACAUUUUCUAAAUAAUUUUAGGUAAAUAUUCUCUUUUGAGGAAUAUUUAUAUUCUGGAAAUAGAAACACUUGAGAAGGUACAUGAAAGUAAUUUAAGCAAAAAAAAAAAAAAAAAAAAAAAAAAAAGAAAGCACAUGGGUAUUUUCCCAAGAAAAUAAAACAGCAUAAAUAUGUAUAUAGGUACACACACAUAACCUGUUGAAUUGUGGUUUCUAAAUUUUCCGUACUUUAACCUCUGUAUUUAUUGCUUCAUAUCGUUAUAUUAUUUCCAGUUAUCAUUGAUGCUUGAAAAAAAUUGUAUAUCUAACUGUACUUUUAAACCUAAGCUAUGUCUUUGAAUCUUAUGUGAUUAUGAAAAACAGUUGAAAUUCCACUACUUCUUUCAGAAAAGCACCACAAGACUGAUGCUCCUUGCAAGCCCCUUUUAAGCUUUAUUUUGAUGGUUUAAUUGAUUGAUAUGGUACAUAUGAGAUAGUUUUGUAAAGACAGAAUUGUAUUUGAUACCUGUAUUGGUGCUAUGAAUUAAGUGGUUCAAUUCUGCUAAAUUUCUGAAUGCUUAUACAUAAUUCUGUUUAGACAGAUUAGUCAAACCUUAGCAAGCACUGAAUGUUUUGUUGCCUUAAUGGAUCCUUGAGAAUUAUAAUGCAACUAAUUAGCAAUUUUAAAAAUGUUUGGAAACUUAGAACACAAGCUGCACAACGUGGAAGUUCUUAGCUAUCAGUUGACACACCAGAAGGCUUGUGUAGUUUGUUGGAUUUAAACUGGAGACCACUUCCCAAAAAACUGUAAAUCACUGUGGUCAGUUCUGCUAAAUUGUACUAGCAAGUAAAUAAGUGCAGAUAUGAUGCAUUGGGUGUUAGAUGCUUUACUUCCAGAAUUAUCACUGAGACCACUUAUAACAGCUGUUCAUUUUAAUCUGCAGCCACAGCAUUGUUUUAAAAAACAGAGUGGGUUUUCUUUUUGAAUAGACUGUGCAUUAAAUGAGAAUCCUAUUAUCAGCGUACCAAAGCAGUCUCUUAGAGUUCUUCUGGUCUUCUGGUCAUUCCUGUUGUGAACUAAAUCACUAAAUUUAGAUAACUGCAGUCAGAUUUAGCAGUCUGACGUGUAAAAAGUUGCAUCAUUUUGAAACUACCAAAUGUGUGUGAAGUUUACUGUAGGCAAAUUAAGUAUAUUUAAGAACGUUGUUUUUGUUUGGAAAACAGUGAAGCCAAUGUCCAUGACCAGGUCUUCUCUUCAGUGGUGCUAAGAAACUGGAAAGACAGAAUAAGCAAAAAAUGGGCAAGUCUCUUUGAUAGGAGAUGUUGUCUUAGUACGUUUUAUUAUUCUUUUCUAUUAUGGUUUCAACUGCAAUAAUGUAUUUUGAAAGCUCUGCCUGUUCUUUAGGAUUUGAAGAAUCAGUGAUUGAGUAUGUAAAAACUAUUUGCAUCAACUUGUUCUGAAAAACAUGAAUUCAUAAAUCCAUACUCAUCGAUUUCCAUACUUAAAAACAGCAUGAUGAUGUAUUUUAAAAUUUUAAUCAAACUCACAAAUACAAUUGUUUCCAAUCAUAAUGUUAUCUGGUUUACAUACAUGGGAGGAACAUCAAUUUAUUCAGCCUUUGAGAAGAAGUUGUCAUUACCAGACAGAUCUGCAGAAGUCAUGCAAAAGAUAUUUUGCCAAAAGCAACAGCAAAGGCAAGGUCCUGAACUUUGUGAGGCUACAUCUGUAUAGCAAAACAGAGAAUGUGGAGAACGAGCACUGGAUACUAGUGAUCCACACUACCUACUAGCUUACUUUCUGAUGCUGUUUUUUUGACUGCUCUUGACUGUUUCCAAGACAAACCUGUGACAAACUUCAACUUUUGCAAGCAGAACAUGAGGUAGUCUGUGCCUCUUAAGCUGUGAAUAAGUAGAUUCGUGGACUUAUUUUGCUGGAAAUACAGAUACAACUUACGAGAAUUUUCUGUGUUGAGUUUUAGGAAUGUAGUUCUAAUGAGAGAUUUUCUUGCUAUGGACUUGUAUAGAACAUUUUUACCUAAAGAAAGGGAAAAAAAAAUAGUCUGACUCAAAUUGUUUUUGAAAUGGUGUUACAAGCUAGUAACUAUAUUUAAAUAAAAUUGCUUCACGUUU
This is a messenger RNA of Lagopus muta (rock ptarmigan), 5191 nucleotides long. RefSeq names its product tudor domain containing 3 (gene TDRD3). Gene Ontology annotation, cellular component: nucleus. The record is from RefSeq and is a predicted model, not a curated record. The transcript has 14 exons. Gene Ontology annotation, molecular function: protein binding. NCBI's taxonomy places the organism in Eukaryota, Metazoa, Chordata, Aves, Galliformes, Phasianidae. The coding region runs from base 228 to 2453 and encodes 741 amino acids.